AUGAAUGGAAUACAGAAUUCUCGAACAGUAUCACUUAAGAAGAAGAAAGGCGAAACCUUCGGAUUUUCACUUCAUCGUGCCAUUGAGGAUGGCGCUGAGUUUCGACAUGCUGAAGGUUUACCAACUUUGCAAAAAAUUAUCAAAGUAUUGGAAAAUGGUCACGCUCAUAAAGCUUUUUUGCGAAAUGAUGAUCGUUUAAUUGAAAUCAAUGGUCAAGAUGUGAAAUCGAAAUCUUAUGCAGAAUGCGUACAACUUAUUCAAAAUUCUGGAGACACAUUAACAAUCGAAGUAAUUCAUUUGUCCAAAGAAAAUGAUAUGAGUCCAUCUCUUAAACCAUCUAUUAAAGUUACUGUUGAUUAUAAUGAUUCUUCAAUUAUUCAAUGUUUCGAAACCUUUAAACCUCAUUGUGAAAAUCCAGAAGGUUCGUUGCAUCCCACAUUCAAUACCAUUGCCAAUAACCCACUGGACGUCAAUAUACUUUCUCUAAUUUUGAGCAAUCAAAUACCAUCAGCUGAAUAUUUAACCGCAUAUGUUGUUGAUAGUCUUAAACGAUAUCAUGAUCUGAAUGACAUAAUCGUUCUUCUCUCUGAAACUCUUGAGUUAUUAGCUGAAAAUAAUACUGACAAUAAAUAUGAAAUGCUCGUCGAUCAACUAACCAAAAGAAUGUUAUUAGUUCAGACUCUUGAGAAUAUAUCUUAUGAUAGUCAACGUUUUCUAUGCAAUUUCAUUCGAAAAAAUGAUUUACCUAUUCCAUUAUCAUAUCAAUUUUGGAAUUCAACGAAAAAAGUAAUGUAG
Molecule: messenger RNA, 795 nt
Organism: Rotaria sp. Silwood2
Lineage: Eukaryota; Metazoa; Rotifera; Eurotatoria; Philodinida; Philodinidae
Source: the annotation of a GenBank genome assembly